Aspergillus lentulus is the source of this 2073-nucleotide messenger RNA. RefSeq names its product putative galactose oxidase. The record is from RefSeq and is a predicted model, not a curated record. Lineage: Eukaryota; Fungi; Ascomycota; Eurotiomycetes; Eurotiales; Aspergillaceae. Gene Ontology annotation, molecular function: protein binding.
AUGAAUCUUAAGAAAAUCAGCCCCCUGUUACUCCUCGGAGUUGCAGAGGCAUACAAUUACAAUUUCGAUUCAUCAAUCAUUCGGGCAGUUAGUAAGGAAAGGAGGCCAGGCAUUGAAGGUGGUAAUGCUGCAUUCGAUUCAGGGGGUGAGGGCACGGGACUUUUCCAAUCCCCACCCUACAACAGCAAACAGCUCGACCGCACGAACUGGGUCGCCACUUGCGAUAAUGCGCAACCUGGUAAUGAAUGUUCUAAGGCAAUUGAUGGCGACAACAGCACCUACUGGCACAGCGGCAACAACUCCCCAUUGCCGCACAGUAUCACGAUCAACCUUGGCAUAGUGCAGAAAGUGAGCGGCCUUGCAGUCUGGCCACGAAAGAUUGAAGAUGGUUGGAUUGUAGCACAUGAUGUUUACCUGAGUUCCGACGGGAACAACUGGGGGCAGCCUGUCGCUCAUGGGACAUGGUGGCCUGAUUCCACCGUGAAGAUGGCUAUCUUCGAGCCUCAGGAAGUGCAGUACGUCCGAGUCGUUGCACUUUCAUCAGCAGCCGCAGACAACGCAAUCAGUAUUGCCGAUCUGCAGAUCUGGUCCGCCCAAAGCAUUCCUACCGCACCAGAGGGUAAGGCCCUAAAUGAAGUUGGAGCUUGGGGCCCAACCAUCGACUUCCCUAUCGUGCCCGCGUCCGCUGCAGUUGAGCCUAGUUCAGGGAAAGUCCUCGUCUGGUCCUCAUAUCGGAAGAACCAGUACGGAGGGACAUCCGGCGGCUUGACUCAGACCGCUACAUGGAAUCCGAAUACUGGUGAGGUCACGCAGCGUGAGGUUUCCGAUACUGAGCAUGAUAUGUUUUGUUCUGGCAUUUCAAUGGAUAUGAACGGGCGGAUUAUUGUCACGGGUGGAAAUGAUGACACUAUGACCAGCAUUUACGAUUCCUUUGCCGACACCUGGCAUGGGGCGGCAAUGAUGAAUAUCGCACGUGGUUAUCAGGCGUCAACCACACUUUCGGAUGGAAAUAUGUUUGUGAUCGGGGGUUCCUGGAAUGGUCCGCAGCUCAGGAAGAAGAACAGCGAAGUCUAUAAUGUAGUUGGAGGCACCUGGACCGAACUUACCAACGCCAGCUCAAGCUAUAUGCUGACCGAUGAUAACCUCGGCGCUUACCACCAGGACAACCAUGGCUGGAUAUUUGGCUGGAAGAAUCUCUCUAUCUUUCAAGCAGGUCCAAGUCGUGCAAUGCACUGGUACUCUGCCCACGGUCAAGGAAGUGUGACAGACGCAGGGAAACGAAGCACGAAUAAUGACCAGAUGUGUGGCAAUGCGGUUAUGUUUGAUGCAGCCAAGGGAAAGAUCCUCACAUUUGGAGGGUCUCCUAAUUACGAGGAUUCCACGGCUACAAACAAUGCAUCUCUCAUUACUAUCGGUGAUCCUAAUACCAUGCCAGAGGUUGUCAAAGCUGGUGAAAACAUGCACUAUAGCCGCACUUUCCAUACAUCAGUUGUCUUACCUGAUGGAAGCGUCUUUAUCACUGGUGGCCAGGCACAUGGGCUCCCAUUCAAUGAAGACACUGCACAAUUGACACCGGAGCGUUAUAUUCCAGCAGAGAACAAGUUUAUCAAGCACUUUCCUAACAAUAUCAUCCGAGUGUACCAUAGCUGGUCUCUCCUGCUUCCAGACGCUACAGUGAUCAACGGUGGUGGCGGGCUCUGUGCCAACUGCUCAGCCAACCAUUAUAACGCACAGAUCUUCAAACCUCCAUAUUUAUUCGACCAGAACGGAGGGUUGACUUCGCGCCCGGUAAUUCAGAGUGCCACGCCUAAUGCUAGAUAUGGCGCCCAAAUUACACUCGUGGUCGAUUCGCCCAUCUCUGGUGCCUCUUUGAUUCGUUAUGGCUCCACUACACACACUGUGAACACUGAUCAGCGUCGAAUAGAGCUAGAGCUCCAACCCGCUGGCGCCAAUACGUACACUGCAGUUAUUCCGAAUGAUCCUGGUAUUGCGCUUCCUGGCUACUAUAUGCUGUUUGCUCUGGGUCAAAAUGGAGUUCCUAGCGUUUCAAAGAAUGUCCAGCUUACGGUGUAG